AUGAGAUCAGUAAGCAUUACUUCUUCUAGUUCUGUCCUAGAUCCAUCCUUCAACUCGGUGAAAAAAACGACGCCUCGUUUUCAGGAUCAACGAAAGAUGAGCGGAUCGCGUAAGCAGUCGCUCGUCGAGGCCGCCGAGCAGCACUUCGACAAGAACACGCUCAUUCUCAUCGUCAACGUCGUCAUUCUCACCAUUCUCAUCUCGCUUCUCUACAUGGUUGCCACGUCAGCGAUGGCCGCCAGCGGACAGCACAGCGAGAACUAAAUCGUCAUCUGGAGGCUUCUAAUAGAUUUUCUUUUUCGUAACCGGUGAGUCAUCAAAGAGCAUGUUUGCUCGCUGAGAAAGAGAACAGCGGUGAUCUAUUUGUGAGUUUUGGGCGGUCAGAUGAGUUUGUAGUCUGAUCAUCGGAGGAGGUUCACAGUAACUUUGGGCCCGAAUUCUCGCAAAAAUAACUGCGUUGUUUGUCCCAUAAAACGUGACAAUGCACAAGUGCAAUGGGCUCCUUGCUUCCCGCCAACUGCUCCCCUUCCUUGCGCCCGCUCUUUGCCGCUCAUAAAAUGGCACAUUUCCAGGUAUUUCAACGAAAACCAACAGCUUCAUUCGCCUUCAUCUUCUCAAUAA
Messenger RNA from Caenorhabditis sp. 36 PRJEB53466, 621 nucleotides. NCBI's taxonomy places the organism in Eukaryota, Metazoa, Nematoda, Chromadorea, Rhabditida, Rhabditidae. The record is from the annotation of a GenBank genome assembly.